Molecule: messenger RNA, 993 nt
Organism: Cooperia oncophora
Lineage: Eukaryota; Metazoa; Nematoda; Chromadorea; Rhabditida; Trichostrongylidae
Source: the annotation of a GenBank genome assembly
AUGUCAGCUCUGAACGAGCACGCUACAUUCGCACCUAACUUCUCUUCUGGCUCCACCACUGACUCACAGAGUGCCCUCCCGUACACUCCGGCUGCUAGCGAGUGUAAAGCUCCGCCGAAGGAGUCACUUAACCAGCUGAGAUCGUCGUUUAAUCUUCCCGAGUCAGGACCCGCACAAGCUCAGCCUCAUGUUCAAAUGCAAUACGCUGGAGCCAACUCGGUCCCCUUUCUACCACAGCAGAUGGCUGCCAUACCUCAUGGUAUGACCUCGCCGUUGCACAGUCAGCCGGUCAUGGGUGCUAUGACUCAGCCAUUUCCCAUCGGUCAGCCGUUCCCAUGUGGACAACCAAUGAUUGGUCCGUUCGCCGCUGCACAAAUGCCUUUUGCCGCUGCGCAAUUCCACAACACAAGGGGUCACAAUGUUACACAAGAGCAGCUGGCUGCCGCAUUUCUUGCACAAGACCAUCGAUCAAAUCAUGUGGACCCACCGUCAUCGAGCACCGAAUCAGCUCCUGAAAUGACAGCAAGUUCAACAUUGUCGGAAACCGCAGCAAAUGCACCUCCCGGUGGAACUAUAGCUCCUCCUCCCCCACCAGCUCGACCAGUUCAUCGGCGCAUCAGUCAGUCAGCUCAGCCGUCUUCGUCUGAAUGGCCGGAUGAGAACAAGGAAAAUGGAAACACAGAAGAACCUGUUUGGGUACUUCGUGAUUCGUACUUGAAACGAAUGCAGCGUGAAACGAAAGAGGAAGAACAUUCUAACGAAUGGAACGGGGAUGCAAAUGCGGCGGCGAGCGCUUCAUCAACGGCAGCGGAAACGCCUGCUGACGGGGACGAUACGGAGACCGAUCGACUUCUCCAUGGUGGAUCGAGUACUGGCUCUCAGCCUCCACCACCCUCUACAGGUCAUGGAAAGAAGAAGAACAGCAAAGAAAGUAAGCACUCCUGCUCCUUAAGACCCACUUUGGCGCGAAAUUCGUGGGGGAAAGUAGGCUAA